This is a messenger RNA of Uncinocarpus reesii 1704, 2742 nucleotides long. Its product is annotated as 30 kDa heat shock protein. Lineage: Eukaryota; Fungi; Ascomycota; Eurotiomycetes; Onygenales; Onygenaceae. Bases 1 to 2742 code for a protein of 913 amino acids. Gene Ontology annotation, cellular component: nucleus. The transcript has 4 exons. The record is from RefSeq and is a predicted model, not a curated record.
AUGGCUCUCUUCCCACGCAGCGGUCCCCACAGCGAAUUCGGCACCCUCUUCCGCCUCCUCGACGACUAUGACGCCCACCGCUCCGACCGCAGCGGCGGCGGCGCCCUCUCCUUCGCCCCCAAAUUCGACGUCCGCGAGACCAAGGAGGCGUACAUGCUCGACGGCGAUCUGCCGGGAAUCGACCAGAAAGACAUCAACAUCGAGUUCAGCGACCCGCACACCCUAGUGGUGCACGGCCGGACGGAGCGCUCGUAUUCCUCUGGGCCUCCCCCGUCUGGCAAGGCGGCUGAGGGAACCGCGGUGGCCAAGGGCAAGGAGCCGGAGACGGGAGAGAGAUACUGGGUGUCGGAACGAUCGGGAAAUUUGGGUAUCUUUUUGUUGCGUGGCACCUCGUUAGUCUUUGCAAAAUGGCAGUCCACCUUCUGUGAUUCCGGUGCGAGAUCUACGGCAUCUGCUGCGAUAGUCGAGUCCAAUAGCCCGUUGCCGGGCCAACCGCCACAGUUUAUAUUCAACGUUCACAAAUCACUCCCGCUGAAACAGAGCAAUUGGCGACAUUCCAGCGCGCGCGCACAAAUUGAAAUCGUCUAUACAAAAAAGAAAAUGGCUCGACUACGGCAAGCUCCGUCAGCUCGUCUGGAGACAAGCGCCGCUCCCCGCGUCCUAAAGAGCGCGCGCGCAAACAUCGACACUCCGACAACGCACGCCGAGCGCAAACGUCCAAGCCCAGUCGCGCGAGAAAAGGACGAUAAAAGGACGAUUGUUAUCCACGAAAGUGAAGGCGAGGCAGCCUUCGAAGACGAGUACAGCGACGAAGCCGGAGAGAAACGAGGCGGCUCACGGUACUUUGAUCUGAGUGCAGAGGAAAGCGACGCCGAAGAAAGCGACACGGGGAGGUUGAAAGAGGACAACGCCGGCCAUGAUUACUUGAAGCUACAAUGGAAGAGGACUCUACAGCCACUGGGCCUUAAUCGCGCGAACACCCUUCCUCGAAGCCGCCGUGUCUCCGCGAGAGAAGAAAACCGAUAUUACGAUUAUCUAUCGGAUGAUGAGAACAUGAGCACGGGAAGCGGGGACUAUGAAAAGGAAAACGACGAGAAAGGACUAUUCAAUGAAACGAAGCUGAGUGCUGGCGGUCCCAGGCUGCGGCGACAUGCAGACAGAGUGCAGAGGCCAGUUCGCAAGGGUGCGAGGGAGCCGAGCAUUGGAGAACAAUACAUUUCUGAAGAUGAUGAACAGGACGGGCCGGGUGGAAGUAGCGAUGAUGAAGAGUUUGAUUCUUUGGAUGGCUUUAUCGUGGGCGACGACGAGGAUAUCAGUUAUCAAGAAAGCACUGAUGCUGAGGCAGAAGAAAGUAACGACGAAAUAGUCCUUCAACCGAGAAGUACAGGAAGAAGGCUGCUCAGAGGCAGAAGACCUUCACGAUUGCAAGAUAAAGAGGAUGUUGGGAAGAACACAAAGGCCAACACAAACACAGACAAUGGGCAUGGUGUGCCUGACUUGGAUGUGUUGGCUGACAUUCUGGACAAAACAAAUCUCUCAACAUCAGAUUUGCAACCUGAUGCUCUCUCAAAUCAAGAGGAGAAUCCGAAGAAGCAAAAGUUGAAGGCCCAAGAGAGCAACAUCAUGGGCAACAGUGAAGAUGGGGACGGCGAGUCCAUCACUGCCCCCGUCCACUCGCAUGAAGAAGUACUACCCAAGGCGAAAAAAGCAGUGGGAUUCGUCACUCCUCCCGGCAGCCCUUCGAAGCCGCGUCUGCAAUCUCCAAAAAAGACCCCAAAGCGAAUUCCGCCAUCGCCAUAUCGACCAAGCAUCGACGCUUUCUGGAGUCAGGAUAUUGUGAGCAGCUGGAAUGAUAAAUUCACGCCCAAGCAGCAGAAAACGCCCAAGAAGUGGCUUACAGACUUCACGAUAUUCUCUGAUAAGGACGACGAAGAGGAUUUCCGUCAGUCUUCUCCCGAAAAGGCGCCUCCGCGGUCUCCGCAAAAGACAACUGCGAGUCCCGCGAAGUCGAUUGCAGCAAAAAAGAAAGCAGCCAAACGUGAAUUUGACAUGAAAAAGGCAUCUCUUGCAGAAGAAUUUUUCAAAGAGCUAGACAACCGUGUGACCGAUGGCGAAAUCCAGAGGCUAGCCGCAGCAACAGGUGGAGUGCGAAUAACGUGGAGCAAGAAACUCAACACGACAGCCGGACGAGCUACUUGGAAGCGCGAGCAUUACAAGCAUAAACAGCCGGUGCAGGAGGCAUCCAGCUGCUUCGCUGCUGAAGAUAACUCAAACGAGCCGGGUACAACCACCUCUCCCCAAAAGCCCCUGUCCCAGACCUCAUACCGUCACCAUGCGUCCAUCGAGCUCGCUGAUAAAGUCGUGGAUUCGGACGACAGGCUCUUCAACACUCUCGCCCACGAGUACUGCCAUUUGGCCAACUACAUGAUCUCAAAUGUCCGCGACAACCCUCACGGGGCGAGUUUCAAGGCUUGGGCGCAGAAGUGUAAACAGGCACUUGAUGAGAACCCCGCGUAUGCCGGACGGGUCCAGAUUACUACCAAGCAUACAUAUGCGAUCAAUUACAAGUAUAUCUGGUGCUGUGCGAGCUGUGCACACGAGUACGGGAGACAUUCGAAGAGUAUUGAUACCGUGAAGAUGAGGUGUGGGAAGUGCAAGGGGACGUUGGUCCAGGUUCAGCCAAAGCCGAGGAAGACCGCUGCUCUCUUGACAAAAGUCGAUUGGGAGCAUUCAGUUGGAUAA